This is a messenger RNA of Rattus norvegicus (Norway rat), 2146 nucleotides long. NCBI's taxonomy places the organism in Eukaryota, Metazoa, Chordata, Mammalia, Rodentia, Muridae. The record is from RefSeq and is a predicted model, not a curated record.
ACUAGGCAACAGAGUUAUGUCCCACACUAAAGCAAAGGUCCAGCCCAAGUGCACACUCUUUUCUUGAGACUCUCUUGCAUCAGUAAGGGUUGGAUUAGGAACUCAGAUACCUGUCUGCUCUCUGAGAACUCAACGUAAGGGAUUAGUAGAGGAGAGCUGAAAUGGCAAAGACCAACGGACGAAGCGAGAGGAUAACAUGUUGUCAAAAUGACCGAACCAUCACAUAAGAACAACUCUACUCAAGAGGAGCGCACAAACCAUGUGUUUCCAGAGAAAAGCAGUCAGAUUGGACAGAAGCAACUGCAACAGAUAGAACGGCAGCUAAAGUGCUUGGCAUUUCAAAACCCUGGACCUCAGGUGGCAGAUUUUAACCCCGAGACGAGGCAGCAGAAAAAGAAAGCACGAAUGUCGAAGAUGAAUGAGUAUUUUUCUGUGAAGUACAAGGUGAUGAAGAAGUACGACAAAAAUGGCAGGCUGAUCUGUAACGAUGUGGACUUGUGUGACUGCCUGGAGAAGAACUGCCUGGGAUGCUUCUACCCGUGUCCCAAGUGCAACUCCAACAAGUGUGGGCCGGAGUGCCGGUGCAACCGGCGCUGGGUCUAUGAUGCUAUCGUCACCGAGUCUGGCGAGGUCAUCAGCACCCUGCCAUUUAGUGUUCCAGACUAGGAGAUGAUAUGCGUAGAUUCUCAUUAUUUCUCUCUCGCCCCUCCACCCCGCCCUGCGUGUGUGUGUACGUGUGUGUGUGUACUUGUUUGUUUUGAGACAGGGUCUUAUCUGUGCUGGCCUUGAACUUAUGGCAAUCCUCCUGCCUCAGCUUCCCAAGUUGUAUUCAUUUAGGUAUAUUACAUCACACCUGGCUUCUGUUUCUUAUACAUAUAUACAUACAUAUAUAAUAUAUUGCAUAAUAUAUAUAUAUUUAAGUCAAACUUCUUUCUUUUGGAUAAGUGUUAGUGUUUAGGCAAAAUAUUAUCUCAGGCUACCGAUGGCUGUAGAAUGGAUGAUGAUUGUGUAGACCCUCUCAGCUUCCUCAGCUCAUGGCCAAAGGCUGCAAGAGUGGACGACCAGUCUCCCUCACUGGCAGAACUCUCUGCCUUAAAGUCACCUCUCCCUUCUCAGGGUGUCUGGUUGAGAACUCCAUAGUUUUAAGAUUUGCACAACUCUGCAUCUGAAAGCUGUUACCUAGAACAUACAACCAAAUGUAUGUCUUUCUUAGAAUGUCAUAUAUUACUAAGAAAAGCAAGCUUGUGCCUUUGUACUAUAUAUCUUUAGUCUUAUUUUUUUAUUGUUUAUAUUUUGAGGUUAAACUUAAAUUUGGUGAUGAUAAUAUUUUUAUUACCAAACAUUUAUAUUUUACUAAAUUAUAUGUUAGUUGACUAAACUGAGAAGCAAAGACUUGAAUGUGCUAAAAGUCAGUGAUUAACACAUUUCCUUACAAGAUCAGUAUUUCAGGACUUUUUUUUAAAAGGAAGUUAGCCUUAAAUGAUACUCAGUGGCUUGCAUGUUUACUAGUUGGAUGGAUGGAUGAGCAGCUGACUGAAAGCAUGAUGUGGGUAUCUCCAUUCUAAUAUACUGUAGCAGGUGUCUGGAAAGUUGAAUUCAGCCUUCUAUGAACAAAUUUGUGUCUCUCUCUGUGUGUGUGUGUGUGUGUGUGUGUGUGUGUGUGUGUGUGUGUGUGUGUGCUCGAGUGCGUUCAUGUACCUGCAGAGGCCAGAGAUAUUGGCUUCUUUGGAGCUUGAGUUACUGACUUUUAUGAACCACUUGAAAUCAGUGCUGGGAACCAAACCCAGGUCCUUUGCAAGAGCAGUGUGUGCUUUAAAUGUCUGAACCAUUUCUCCAACGCCAAACCUGUUACUUUCCCCCAUCUUAAGUCAGAGUUUCUCUUAUGUUCAUUGUCUGGAAGGUUCUCAAAUCCUCAGUCACUAACUUAAGAUGUGUACUGUGACUCAAUUUACAUUUGAAACAAAUUCCCAGGUGAUGCUGAUGUCACAGACCUGGGGGCCAUGUAUUAAAACAUAUAUGAAAAGCACUUCUCUAAAUUACAUUAAGAUAUGUAAUGAAAAGAAGUGUCUAAACACUGGGGCUUAAUGACUUGGUACUAUUUUAAACCUAAAUAUCUUGUUUUAAAUAAAUGUGUGAAGUGUUGAAA